Messenger RNA from Clupea harengus (Atlantic herring), 720 nucleotides. RefSeq names its product coiled-coil domain-containing protein 77-like (gene ccdc77). Gene Ontology annotation, cellular component: centrosome. The coding region runs from base 58 to 324 and encodes 88 amino acids. Lineage: Eukaryota; Metazoa; Chordata; Actinopteri; Clupeiformes; Clupeidae. The transcript has 2 exons. The record is from RefSeq and is a predicted model, not a curated record.
CUCACUUUUUAUGCGUGUGUAUAGGAGCGGUCAAAUAAGAUAGCGAAGCGUUUGCAGAUGAUGACCCAGCGCUAUGAGGCCCUGGAAAAGAGGCGGGUAAUGGAGGUGGAGGGCUUUAAGACCGACAUCAAACAAUUGAGGCAAAAACUUAAGGACGUGGAGAAACAGCUCUUUAAGGUGACGCUAAAUGUGGGGCCAGAUCAGGACCUGGCCAUUCUCCAUGAAGUACGGCAGACCAACACCCGCACCAAGAAAAUACAGGGAGAACUGAAGACUCUGAAGGCCAAAAUCUAUGGACUGGAGAACGAGCUCAGACACUCCUGAGGCUGCCAGGCCAUAGACAAAGUGUCCGUUAUCCCCAUAAAGGGUAAAGGCAGCUAAUAAUGGGCAAUUAGGGAUAACAUAUCCAACUUUAUACCUUUUAUGAAGGAUAUAUAUACUUGUAGAUGCCUGAACUGUGGUUGAACAGUUCACUGAAGUGACCUGGUUUCUUUGAGUAUUUAUUAGUUAUGAAUAUGCUUCCAACUGUGCCUUGUCUGUGGCUGAGGUAAAACAGCAGGUAGUUCAUUACUGCUUUUUGUGUGCACCCCUAAAUGCUUAAUUUAAUUAUGAUAACUCGUAUUUGAUUUUGUAUAGAUAAUGGUGUGUGGUUUUAUACAUACAUAUGGGAGAGAUGGUAUGAUUUUUUAUAUUGAUGAAUAAAAGAUUUUAUAUUUAAAA